Diutina rugosa is the source of this 1182-nucleotide messenger RNA. It is a transcript of the gene ZCF21, whose product is annotated as Zcf21p. Gene Ontology annotation, molecular function: zinc ion binding; DNA-binding transcription factor activity, RNA polymerase II-specific. The record is from RefSeq and is a predicted model, not a curated record. The transcript has a single exon. Bases 1 to 1182 code for a protein of 393 amino acids. Lineage: Eukaryota; Fungi; Ascomycota; Pichiomycetes; Serinales; Debaryomycetaceae. Gene Ontology annotation, biological process: regulation of transcription by RNA polymerase II.
AUGCUGCCACUGCCCCAACGCCGCCUGAAGCGGCUCAAACUCGGCCAGCUGGCGCCGCCGCCGCCGCUGGAGCCGGGCCUGCCCCACUCGCCGGGGCCACCUGAGGCCGUUAGCAGCGCUAAUGGCGCCGAGGGCGCCGAAGGAGCCACCACUGGCCCCGCCACCCACGACCCGGCCCUGUCCACCGAUGAGCAGUCGCCGUCGCCGCCGGCACCGCUCCAUGACCACACGUCCCCUGAAGGCGAUGCCAGCAACAAGCCGUCGCCAGAGACUGCCAGCUCGUCCAAUUCGCCGGCAGCGGCGCCAGCGCUAGCGCCGAUAAAGACCGAGGCGACAUCAGCCGGCUUUUCACGAACUAGCCCUCCGCCAGACCCCCCGAGAAAGAAGAACCUGCGCCGGAAACACCGCAACUCCCACUUAGGGUGUGGCACCUGCAAAAAGCGCCGGAUCAAGUGUGACGAGAACUUGCCCUCGUGCCACAACUGCCUCAAGGGCAAGUUGCACUGCGCCUACCUCAGCAUGGACGUCAACCAGCGCAACCAGCUCCGCAUGGCCCAGUACAACCAGCUGCUAAGACAGGAAAAGCUCGACGCCGCCCACGCGGUGGCGGUGGCAGCGGUCAAUGGCCUCCCCCCGCCGCGGCUGUCGCUGACCCUGCCGAAAUUGGGGCUCCAAGUAUACCCGACGCCGGCGCCCAUGGCGCCCGGGGUUCCCUUCGCUGGCGCCGCCCAAGUAGGCCAGCCGAUCAUCGUGCUGACGCCCUACGGGCCUAGUAUCGCCACCACCUCGAUGGUGACGCCGUCGGGGGCGCCGGUGCCCAUCGCCAUGCUCCCGCCGCAGGCUGGUGGCCAGGCGGGUGGCCUCUACUACAUGCCCGUGAUGCAACAACUGCCACCGCCGCCGCCGCCACCGCCCCCUCAUCAAGCUCCUCCCCCUCAUCAAGCUCCUCCUCCUCCUCCUCCCCCUCCCCCUCAAGCGGGUGGGGCUGUGGUGUCGGCGGCAGCAGCACCCCCUGCUCCCCCCUCGUCGUCGGCGCUGGCGCUGAUCCUCGCGGCGCCGGUGCCGCCCACGUUGCCGCCGUUGCGCCCGCCGCCAGCAGUGCUGGUGAAGACGGAGGAAAUCAAGCUCCCGCCAAUUCAGGUUAAAGAUAAUAAGGUGCGGGUGUCGAGUUUGCUUUUAUAG